Molecule: messenger RNA, 2793 nt
Organism: Girardinichthys multiradiatus
Lineage: Eukaryota; Metazoa; Chordata; Actinopteri; Cyprinodontiformes; Goodeidae
Gene: bhlhe41
Product: basic helix-loop-helix family, member e41
Exons: 5
Coding region: 286-1551 (421 amino acids)
Biological process (GO): anterior/posterior pattern specification; regulation of transcription by RNA polymerase II; circadian regulation of gene expression
Cellular component (GO): nucleus
Molecular function (GO): protein dimerization activity; DNA-binding transcription factor activity, RNA polymerase II-specific; RNA polymerase II cis-regulatory region sequence-specific DNA binding
Source: RefSeq, a predicted model, not a curated record
CUUUGCGCUGGUGCAGCCUACACGUGAGACGGAAGCUGUUCCCAGCCAGCGGCGCGCGUGCGCCCUGACAGCCGAGCAGAGCGCUUUUUUUGCAAAGUGGCAGCUCCGGCUUCUCUCUCCAGACAUCAGUCUGAACCGCAGCUCCACCGGAGGACACACUCUGCGCACCAUCUCCCGCAUCCGCCCGAGUUUGAGCCGCACAGCAACAAAACACUUCCCCCUCCCCACCUCCACCAAAAAUAGAAAAGAGAAGCUCAGAGCCAGUUCAGCGUUUGCAGAGGAGGGAUGGAUGAAAGAAUACCGCACUUACAGGACAGGCAGUUCAUGGAGCACGCAGAUUUUCUCGGGAUGGAUUUCCCUCCGCUCUACAUGUGCAAAUCUAAACGAGGCAUAAAGCGUGAGGACGGCGGGAAGGACGCAUACAAGUUACCGCACCGGCUCAUAGAGAAGAAGAGGAGAGACAGAAUUAACGAAUGUAUUGGCCAGCUGAAGGAUCUGCUGCCCGAACAUCUGAAGCUCUCGACGCUCGGGCACUUGGAGAAAGCGGUGGUGCUGGAGUUAACGCUGAAGCAUCUGAACGCACUGACCGCUGUCACCGAGCAGCAGCACCAGAAGAUCAUCGCCUUGCAGAAUGGAGACCGCUCAAUGAGACCCCCCGUCCACGCUGAUCUGGAUGCGUUCCACUCAGGGUUCCAGACCUGCGCCAAAGAGGUCCUGCAGUACCUGAGCCAAGCUGAGAACUGGACCGCCAGAGAAAAGAAAUGCGCGCAGCUGAUCAACCAUCUCCACAAGGUGCUGGCGCAGUUCCAGCCCGACGCACCGCGGGUCCAGCAUCAGCUGCCCGCCGGAGACACGCAGGACGCGCACAAGUCCGACGUUCAAGCCAACUGCGUCCCGGUCAUCCAGAGGACCCAGGGCGGGGAGCUUAACGAGAACGAUACAGACACAGACAGUGGAUAUGGUGGGGAGGCGGAAAAGAGCGACAGGAAAGACAAAGAGUGUGAGCGCAACAAAGCGGUGAAGAUCAAGCAAGAGUUUGGAGAUAACAGAGCGGCCAAAAAAACUAAGAUGUGCUGGUCUGGGAACGGGGAUCCGUCCAGACCAGAUGUGGCGUUUAUGAACUCUCUGAUGGGAAUAAGCAGUGUGGGACAGCAGACACCGAUUUGCAUGCCUUUCUACUUCAUCAACCCGUCAGCUGCGGCGUCCUAUAUGCCUUUUUUCGACAAAAGCAACAUUGAAAAGUACAUGUACCCCGCGGCGGCCGCCCUUGCGUCCCCGUUCCCCUGGCUGUACCCUGCACAUGCGUCAGCAGCGGCGGCCGCGGCAGCUGCUGCCGCUUUUCCCGGCCUGUCUGCUCACUUUGGAGCCAAUGCUCAUCCGAAAGACUCCCAGCUUCAGGACGACAGCGGGUCACGCGAGACCGAGGCGAGCUCACCUGAGGAGCGCGAGGAAACUCCCGCGAGUGACAACGAAGAGGGUGACGUAGAUGACGCGUCCCCAGACAGCAACAACAGCCCACAGGAGCAGUUUUUUGCAUGUCAGAAGAGCUAAUAAGUCUGUGUACCUCUCUGAUUUUCUGUAUUUGCAUAUUUUGUUAUUUAGCCUAGUUUUAAAACGAGGAGGUUGUCAUGUGUACAAUAUCUUGUGGCAGCAGGGGACAAGAGUAUGGAAGCCCAUUUCUGCCAUUUGAAAGUAUAAAAUGGAACACGUUUUGACAUAAAUAUGAGAUGAAACGUCAUAGUUAAGAGUGCGAAAUAUUCACACUUCAGACUUUGAUAUAUCUUACUUAUGGUUUUCAUUUCAAUAAACAUACCAUACAAAGUCAUAAUUAUAACUUAAAGUAAUAAUUUUAACAUUUGUAGUCACAAUUUUGAUGUUUCAAGUCCACCUUUUCACUGCGAGUGUUAUAACUUUCUGUGUUAUGUUUAUGAAAUGCAAAGUUAACCUAUUGACUUUGAAAUUCAUAAUUAUGAGACAAACUCAUAAUUUGGACUUUCAAAGUAACAAAUAUAACUUUCAGUCUUAUAAAUAUAAAAGACAGACAUAAUUUACACUUUCAAAGUUGAAAUUAUGAAUUGCUAAGUUAAACCUUUGAUUUUAGAAGUUCUAAUUAUAAAACAAAUUUGUAGUUUUGAGUUUUAAGGUCAUAAUUAUAACCUUUUAAUGUAUAAUUUUACUAAGGAAUCUGAAUGUUGAUUUUGAAAGUCACAAAUAUAUUUAAAGUAAAAAUUUUAACUGAGUUCCAAUAUUAUGAUAUAGUCAUAAUUUUGACUUUAAAGUUCUAAUUUUGAUUUAAAAGUUAUAGUUAUGAAAUCUGUUCAUGAUUUUGAUUUGUGACAUACAAAAUCCAAAUUUCUGAAUUUCAGUGAUAAUUUCUUGUUUCAAAAUCAUAACAGACAUAACAUGACAAUAACAGUUAAAAUUACGACUUUGACAGUAAAGUGAUGACUUUCAUAAUUAAAAUGAUGACUCUGAAACUCUCAACCAUGGCCAAAAUCACAAUUAUGACCAUAUCUCAUUUUUCUAAAAGUGGCGGGACUGGGCUUCCAUACAGUGUUAUUUUGUGUGCCUUUUGCACUUCUGCUUGUUUUAAACAAUCUGAAUGACUAUCGACAAUGAUUGACACUUCACAGCUGUGUUGUGCUGCAGUUACUUUUUUUUUUUUUUUUUUUUUUUAAUCCUCUUUGAUAAAAUAUGUUGAUGCCAAAACUCUAAGAAACCAACACAGCAGUGUGCAAUGUCCCAACCAAUGAUAUCCCUCAUAUGUGCAUGGGUGCUUUCAGAAAGUUUUGA